Salvelinus sp. IW2-2015 is the source of this 1220-nucleotide messenger RNA. RefSeq names its product receptor activity-modifying protein 1. Gene Ontology annotation, molecular function: coreceptor activity. Gene Ontology annotation, biological process: intracellular protein transport; cellular response to hormone stimulus; angiogenesis. The record is from RefSeq and is a predicted model, not a curated record. NCBI's taxonomy places the organism in Eukaryota, Metazoa, Chordata, Actinopteri, Salmoniformes, Salmonidae. Gene Ontology annotation, cellular component: membrane; cell surface; signaling receptor complex.
GGUUGAAGUUGCCCCUAGACGCUGGUCUUGGGUCAGCUUUGCAUUUCCCCUGCUAAUGGUUAAGGUUGGGAUUGAGGAAGGGGAAGCUUAUCAUAGAUCUGCACCUAGGGGAAAUGCCACCCAAAAGUCGGUGUCCAUCGAGCCAUGAAAUCAACAUCAACAGAACAGUAGGAUGUUUCGUCAGCACUUUUCUGUGAACAAUGGCUGGAAAAACAUGGGUGGGCUUAGGUCUCGCGCUUUAACCCACUCCUGUUCAUUCCGGAGAACAGCGUAUUGACACUCUUGGCUGCUACUCACUAGUCCUUGAGUUUAAUUUGGCUCUGAGGCUCCUCUCCAGUGUCCUCUCUCCACCAUGAUCUUCCUACUGCUCUUCCCUGUCCUCGUCUUAGGUGAAAAUCAAUUACAAAGCAAUGUCUCAUCGAAUGUAACAUUUGAAGAUAAUGAAAGUUUUCAGGAUCAGGAGCAUUUCCAUGUUUUUCYCCACUGCAAUGAGAGCCUCCUAGAAGAAGUCAUCUACUUCAUMUGCAGGGAACAGUUUCUCUCUGAAAUGAAAGACAUCAACAAGGAACUCUGGUGUGAAUGGGACCAWGUCAUCAGACAAUACAAUGAGCUGACCAAAUGUAUCGAGAGCUGCACCACCUACUUAGGAUGUUACUUCCCGAACCAAGUGGUGCAAGACUUCUUCAUCCAGAUCCAUUCCAGCUUCUUCCAGGCAUGUCCGGAGGAGGAGCAGUUAUUUCCUGAUGCCCCCUCCGGUGUUGUGCUUACCCUUACCCUCAUUCCAGUSAGUCUCAUCCCCAUCUUGGUUUUCCUAGUGGUCUGGAAGAGCAAGAUCUGCGACUAAGUUGGAAAUGUUGAAUAUGUGCUUUUUGAAUGUGUCUUAGGUCCCUUCCUGAAACAGCCCCUAACAAUAAUUCCCUCUAAGUAUUGUCUUAUAAUGUGUUUAUUUUUWAAAUAUUUUUAUUGUAUGUAUAUUAAGAUUGUUUCUAUUUGUAUAUUUGUAAUGUUGCAAAAUACAUUGACUUAUUUCUUUCACAAAAAAGUAUUAUAAUUGUGUCUAUUCUGAAACAACCCCAUGUCAAUAUAUUUAUAUUGUAAUACAGUAUAAGGGCAAGGGUAUAAGUAUAAGGGUACCUAGAAUUAAUUCACUGUAGAUGGUCUGUAGUCAUAUUUAUAUUUACUUUUAACAUAUUCUAUUAAAAUAUUUACUUUUUACUAUA